UAAAACAAAGUUCGAUAACUCAAAUUUACUCUAAAUUAUCGCAAACAUGCCGUCAAGUAUUUUUGGGGGUGUGCUGCGAACUUUGGUGGCCAAAGCUAAGUUUUGUCACACCCAGAAUGUUUGCCAGCAUUGCAGAAAGACUCUUGGCAGUAGAAACCUGAGUUCCACUCCACAGUUACUUGGCAUGUUUGAACCAGAUAACUUGACACCAGGCCCUGCCAUCCCGGAGUAUGAAGCCCUGAAUGUGAGGAUGAGGGGCUACGACUUUGUGCUGUUGGAAUCCUUUGCUAAAUAUGUACACAACCAGGCAGCUCGGCUAGGUAUCGACACUGACAUGUGGGCAUCACCAUCAAAGGCAACCCACAUCGAAACCUAUGUACCAAAUUCUAAAGUAAUCCAGCACACGUACGACUUGAGGACAUACGAGAGGACUGUACAGUUACAAGAUGUCCCUUCAACCAUGCUUCCAAUAUUUCUUGACAUAGUCCGUUGCCAUUUGCCAAUGGGAGUAAAUAUCACUGUGAAAGAGCCCGAUGUAGAAGAGGAAAAUGACCGAUAUGUUCCUGAUAAACGUCUGAAGGAUUUGUAUGCAGAAGUAGAUGCCAUUCAGAAGGCCAGAGAUGAGAGAAGGAAGAAAUAAGGUGGCAUGUGUUUAGGAUUGUCGCUUCAAAAGGACUGAUCUUUGAUCUGGAUCUAGUGUUUUAUCAAAGGAUCAGCAGAUUGCCUUUGGAACAUGUGAAUCAAUAGAGGCAUCAGUAUUUGGAUGUUAGCUUUCUAAAACUCGAUUAGCUGCAAUUUGGAAAUUGUACUCCCUUUGGUAUGCAGAUGUCUUGGCAGUCAGAAACAGUGUGCAGAUGUCCACAAUAUGAUGGCAGGGACUCUGCUUACUAUAUAUACAUUUUGGAACUAUCCACGUAAGUUUGUUUUGAGAUACACAUUGUACUGAGAAUUUAGACAUGUAGACACUGAUAAAAUGAUUAUGCAAAUUAUGGAGGUGUCUUGAAAUCUUUAAACAUGGGUAUUAUGUUGGGUGUUAACAAUCUGAUUAUAGUGAUGAUGUUUUCAAUUUACUGCAUCUGAAUUGUGAUCAGUUACAACAGAAGAAGCUAGAAGAAGGCUUCAAGUACAAAUCUACAGGACAUCUGUUAGGACCAUCUGCUGAAGCUUCUGAAAAACCAUUUAGAUGCAUAGCCUGAAACGUGUCAUCGUGAUCAUUAGGAAUAUAUUACUUUCAGUUUUGUAUGGAUGGGAUGUGUGCGAAAAUAAAUAUAAACAAAUA
Molecule: messenger RNA, 1279 nt
Organism: Haliotis rubra (blacklip abalone)
Lineage: Eukaryota; Metazoa; Mollusca; Gastropoda; Lepetellida; Haliotidae
Exons: 7
Coding region: 47-640 (197 amino acids)
Cellular component (GO): mitochondrial ribosome
Source: RefSeq, a predicted model, not a curated record